Nicrophorus vespilloides is the source of this 1115-nucleotide messenger RNA. Its product is annotated as proline-rich protein 4-like. The transcript has 2 exons. Lineage: Eukaryota; Metazoa; Arthropoda; Insecta; Coleoptera; Silphidae. The record is from RefSeq and is a predicted model, not a curated record. Bases 1 to 1104 code for a protein of 367 amino acids.
AUGAAGCAUUUGCUGUGCCUCGCAAUCUUAGUCCUGGCCGUAACGGCUGAGGAGAAGGGCGCGACGGAUAAGAAGCAGGCGAAACGCGGUCUUUUGGAUUUGGGAUACGGAUACGGCGGAGAUUUCGAUAACGGAUAUCACGUUGGACAAGGUUUGGGGAUCGGAGGAGGCGGCGGUGGACACGGAUUCGGCGGUGGCCAUGGAUUCGGAGGUGGCGCCGGAUACGGUGGUGGCGCUGGAUUCGGUGGUGGUCAUGGAUACGGACCAAUCAAUCUGGGACACUCGACUGAUGUUGAGAAGACUAUCACUUAUUACAAGGGUAUUCCGCAACCGUACCCGGUGACCAAGCAUAUUCCGGUUCCUGUCGAGAAGCACAUCCCGUAUCCCGUAAAGGUACCGGUACCGCAACCGUACCCAGUGGAGAAGCACAUUCCGUACCCGGUAAAAGUAGAAGUUAAGGUACCAGUACCUGUACCACAACCGUACCCAGUCGAGAAGCACGUGCACGUUCCAGUCAAGGUCUACAUCGAUAAACCAUACCCUGUCAAGGUUCAUGUUCCACAACCCUACCCAGUGAUCAAGCACGUGCCAGUGCCCGUUAAAGUACAUGUCCCACAACCCUAUCCAGUCGAGAAGCAGGUACCAUACCCAGUCAAAGUACCAGUGCACAUUCCACAACCGUACCCAGUCGUCAAGCACGUACCAUACGCAGUUCAAGUCCCAGUCGACCGUCCAUACCCAGUCCAUGUCCCACAACCGUACCCAGUCCACAUCGAGAAGAAAAUCCCGUACCCAGUGGAGAAACCAGUACCAUACCCAGUCAAAGUGCACGUAGAUAGGCCAGUACCUUACCCAGUCGAGAAACCGUACCCAGUCCCAGUGAAAGUACCAGUACCACAACCCUUCCCAGUCUACAAGCAAGUCCCAGUCCACGUCGAGAAACCAGUACCGUACCCAGUAAAAGUACCAGUAGACCGUCCAUACCCAGUGGAAAUCACCAGACACGUCCCAGUCCACGUAGAAAAACCUGUCCCAUACCCAGUCAAGGUACCAAUCCCAGUCCACGUGCACGACCACCAUCACCACGAUCAACACCACUACUAAACAAAACAAAA